UGUUAGCAUUUGAUUUUCAAUAUUUUAUUAUAUAUUAUUUCCAUCUCCUAAAAAAAUUUCAUUUUCCUUUUUCAUCCUUUUAAAAAAAAGCUAUUUUUUCUUUCAUAAAGAUAAAAAUUAUUGACAAUUUUAUCCUUGUGUGUGUGUAAAAAUUGAGAGAAGGAAUGAAGGAAUUAGGGAGAAAGGAGUGAGUGGUGGGUGGUGGAACAAGAUUGUUGCUUCAUUUCCACAAUGUAAAGUAAUGAAAAGAAAGGUGGUGUCUAGAUGUGCACAAGACUGACAUGAAUUCCCUCUCUAUUGACCCCAAGAAUGGUGUCACAAAUUUAUUCCAAGAAUGCCCUCAGUCCAAGAACACUGCUACACUGGGUUCUUGGGUGUUUCCAUCUUUCUUGAAAGGUGGGAACUUGGAAGAUCCUCCUCAUCAUCAUCAACAUCACCAGAACAGUGAUGUGGAUCAGGAAGAGGGCAAGGCCUCUGGUUCCAGUGAUGGGUUUGGAGAAAAUAGUGAAACCUUUGAUCUCAAUGCCACUCUAAGUGAUCAAGAUCAUGGUGCCAUGCAUGUGGGAGAGAAUAAUAGUCACAAUAAUAUUAACAGUGGCAGUAAUAAAGAAGCAGAGAGCAGUGGGCAGUCAAAGCUUUGCGCAAGAGGCCAUUGGAGGCCUGCAGAAGAUGCAAAGCUCAAGGAGCUUGUAGCCAUUUAUGGCCCUCAAAACUGGAACCUCAUAGCAGAGAAGUUAGAAGGAAGAUCAGGGAAGAGUUGUAGACUGAGGUGGUUCAACCAGUUAGAUCCAAGAAUCAACAGGAGAGCAUUCAGUGAAGAAGAAGAAGAGAGGCUAAUGGCAGCUCACAGACUGUAUGGCAACAAGUGGGCCAUGAUUGCAAGGCUAUUCCCAGGAAGAACAGACAAUGCAGUGAAGAACCAUUGGCAUGUCAUAAUGGCAAGAAAAUAUAGAGAGCAAUCAAGUGCUUACAGAAGGAGAAAAAUGGGGCAACUUGUUUACAGAAGAUCAGAUGAAGAAAACAAUAAUAUCAGUUCUGUCAAUAAUCACAGCAAGCCACCCAUUCUUCCAUUCGGAAUGGUUUAUGGCUCUGCAGAAGCAAUCCCAAGUAACAAUGGCCACCCAAUUCCUCCUCAGUUUUCUGGAUUAUGUUCAUCUCAGCAAAUUACUUUUGAUCCUUUCCCAGGGCAAUUUGACAACCAGAUGGUGGGCAUGGGAAGAUGUUGGGGGAAAGCUCAGAUCCAUGGCCAGAGCUAUCCUCCUCAACAGUACUUAAACUUUCCCUGUUCCACCACCAUCUCAACAGAUUUCUUCACGGCAAGGCCUCUACCACCGCCACAGCAGCCACCAUCUCCGCCGGCAGUGGCGGAGGAGGAGGACAGAAAGGGCACCAACAGCGUCGGUAACCAGACAAUUUCCCAUCCAUUUAUAGACUUCCUCGGAGUUGGAGCCGUUUAAAAAGAACAAAAGAACACCUGAAAAUGGGUUCUUCGAGAGAGGGAAAUGUAUGUUCUUUCCAAGAAUCAGUAAAGAACCCCCCCCCCCCCCCCUUUUUUUUUCUUUUCACCUCUUGAGAGUUAUAUGAACAGUGAAAGCUCUGCAGUUGGGUAACACUGAAAAUAACAAAAGCCAAAAUCUUUC
Messenger RNA from Cuscuta campestris, 1640 nucleotides. The record is from the annotation of a GenBank genome assembly. NCBI's taxonomy places the organism in Eukaryota, Viridiplantae, Streptophyta, Magnoliopsida, Solanales, Convolvulaceae.